Symphalangus syndactylus (siamang) is the source of this 8703-nucleotide messenger RNA. RefSeq names its product TBC1 domain family member 32 (gene TBC1D32). The record is from RefSeq and is a predicted model, not a curated record. Gene Ontology annotation, biological process: non-motile cilium assembly. Lineage: Eukaryota; Metazoa; Chordata; Mammalia; Primates; Hylobatidae.
UGUUAGUCUCAAGUUGGAGUUGACUUUAAAAUGAGGUCACUGUGGCUCUCCUAGGCUCCUGCUUCCCUAAUUGCAUGAGCCCAGGAGUUCGAGGCCACAUUGAACUAUGAUUAUACUACUGCUGUCCAGCCUGGGCUGCAGCAAGGCACCAUCUUAAAAAAAGAAUUAAUAGACUUUUUUAUUUUUAAUGUAGCACUUAAAAAAAUUAUUUUAAGUUCUGGGAUACAUGUGCAGAACGUGCAGGUUAGUUACAUAGGUAUACAUGUGCCAUGGUGAUUUGUUGUACCUAUCAACCCAUCAUCUAGGUUUUAAGCCCUGCAUGCAUUUGGUAUUUGUCCUAAUGCUGUCCCUCCCCUUGCCCCUCACUCCCUGACAGGCCCCAGCAUGUGAUGUUCCCCUCUCUGUGUCCAUGUGUUCUCACUGUUCAACUCUCACUUAUGAGUGAGAACAUGCGGUGUUUGGUUUUCUGUUCCAAGACAGAUGAUGGCUUCCACCUUCAUCCAUGUCCCUGCAAAGGACAUUAACUCAUCCUUUUUUACGGCUGUGUAGUAUUCCAUGGUGUAUGCAUGCUGCAUUUUCUUUAUCCAGCCUAUGAUUGAUAGGCAUUUGGGUUGGUUCCAAGUCUUUGCUGUUGUGAACAGUGCCACAAUAAACAUACAUGUGCAUGGGAUUGCUGGGUCAAAUGGUAUUUCUGGUUCUAGAUCCUUGAGGAAUAGCCACACUGUCUUCUAUGAUGGUUGAACUAAUUUACACUCCCACCAACACUGUAAAAGCAUUCCUGUUUCUCCACAGCCUUUCCAGAAUCUGUUGUUUCCUUACUUUUUUUUUUUUUGAGGUGGAGUCUCACUCAGUUGCCAGGCUGGAGUGCAGUGGUGCGAUUUUGGCUCAUUGAAACCUCCGUCUCCUGGUUCAAGUGAUUCUCCUGCCUCAGCCUCCCGAGUAGCUGAAACUACAGGCACGUGCCACUAUGCCCAGAGUUACAGAUUUUGUCAAGGAAAAUUACAAUUGAUUUUAGACCGGUUGGAUCCUGGGCAACCUAAAGAGGUGAGAUAUGAAGCCUUGCAAACAUUAUGUUCAGCUCCUCCAUCUGAUAUCCUGAACUGUGAAAAUUGGACUACUCUCUGCGAAAAACUGACAGUGUCUCUUUCAGAUCCUGAUCCUGUGUUUAGUGACCAGAUUUUAAAAUUCUGUGCACAGAUAUUUUCGCUUUCUCCAUUAUAUAUGACCAAGGAAAUUUAUACAAGCUUAGCUAAGUAUUUGGAGUCAUACUUUCUUUCUGGGGAAAAUCAUAUUCCUACUCUUUCAGCUGGUGUAGAUAUAACUAAUCCUAAUAUGACUCGCUUACUUAAAAAGAUUCGUCUUCUAAAUGAAUAUCAGAAAGAAGUUCCAUCUUUCUGGAUUCGUCAUCGAGAGAAGUAUAUGGAAGAAAUUGUGGAGAGUACUUUGUCCUUGUUAACAGUUAAACAUGAUCAAAGCCAUGUUGUCUCACAAAAGAUUUUGGAUCCGAUCUACUUUUUUGCAUUAGUUGAUACCAAGGCUGUGUGGUUCAAAAAGUGGAUGCAUGCACAUUGUAGCAGAACUACAGUAUUAAGACUUCUUGAAAAGAAAUAUAAGUCUCUGGUAACUACAGCCAUUCAACAGUGUGUUCAGUACUUUGAACUGUGUAAGACUAGGAAAGCUGAUGAAACUAUGGGACAUUCAAAGCAUUGCAGAAACAAGCAGAACACUUUCUACUACUUAGGACAAGAAUUACAGUAUAUUUAUUUCAUUCACUCACUGUGCCUUUUAGGAAGAUUAUUGAUCUAUAAACAAGGCAGAAAACUAUUUCCUAUUAAGCUGAAGAAUAAAAAAGAUUUGGUAUCCCUCAUAGAUCUACUUGUUCUAUUUACCCAACUUAUCUAUUACUCACCAAGUUGUCCAAAGAUGACAUCAACUGCCCAUUCAGAGAAUUACUCUCCUGCAAGUAUGGUGACUGAAGUUCUAUGGAUACUCUGUGAUCAAAAAGAAUGUGCAGUGGAAUGCUUAUAUAACAACAUUGUAAUAGAGACACUUCUUCAGCCUAUUCACAAUUUAAUGAAAGGAAUUGAGGCAUCUCCAAAUUGCUCUGAGACAGCUUUAAUUCAUAUAGCUGGUAUUUUGGCAAGAAUUGCAUCUGUAGAAGAAGGGCUUAUUUUACUCCUUUAUGGAGCAAAUAUGAACUCUUCUGAAGAAAGUCCUACAGGUGCUCAUAUAAUUGCCCAGUUUUUGAAAAAACUUCUCGAUGAAGAUAUUUCUGUAUUUUCUGGAUCAGAAAUGUUGCCUGUGGUUAAAGGAGCUUUUAUUUCUGUGUGUCGUCACAUAUAUAGUACAUGUGAAGGCUUGCAGGUGUUAAUCACUUACAAUUUGCAUGAAUCUAUAGCAAAGGCGUGGAAAAAGACAAGUUUGCUAUCAGAAAGAAUUCCUACUCCAGUAGAGGGUUCUGAUUCUGUUUCUUCAGUAAGCCAGGAAUCCCAAAACAUUAUGGCUUGGGAAGAUAAUUUGUUAGAUGAUUUACUACAUUUUGCCGCCACCCCCAAAGGAUUACUACUUCUUCAAAGAACAGGUGCUAUCAAUGAAUGUGUGAUGUUUAUAUUCAACCAAUAUGCAAAAAAAUUACAGGUCAGCAGGCAUAAAAAAUUUGGCUAUGGAGUUUUGGUUACACGAGUGGCAUCAACAGCAGCAGGUGGCAUUGCACUAAAAAAGUCAGGGUUUAUUAACGAACUUAUAACUGAAUUAUGGUCAAAUCUGGAAUAUGGAAGAGAUGAUGUUAGGGUAACCCAUCCCAGAACUACUCCAGUGGAUCCUAUUGACCGAAGCUGUCAAAAGUCGUUUUUAGCACUGGUGAACUUGUUAUCCUAUCCUGCUAUUUACGAGCUUGUAAGGAAUCAAGAUCUUCCUAAUAAAACAGAAUAUUCUCUUCGUGAAGUCCCAACGUGUGUUAUUGAUAUUAUUGAUAGACUUAUAAUUUUGAAUUCUGAAGCUAAGAUUCGCUCUUUAUUCAACUAUGAACAAUCACAUAUCUUUGGUCUAAGGUUAUUAAGUGUGAUAUGCUGUGAUCUGGACACUCUUCUCCUGUUAGAGGCUCAGUAUCAGGUAUCUGAAAUGUUACUAAAUGCUCAAGAAGAAAAUAUCUUGGAGACUUCUGAGAGCCACAGGGACUUUAUAAUUGAUGGCUUAUCAGUGGAGAGAAAUCAUGUUCUUGUUAGAAUAAAUCUUGUUGGUGGGCCAUUGGAACGGAUUUUGCCUCCGAGGAUACUCGAAAAGAGUGAUAAUCCAUAUCCUUGGCCAAUGUUUUCAUCAUAUCCAUUGCCAAACUGCUAUCUGUCAGACAUUAUGAGAAAUGCCAGUAUAAAACAAGACAAUGAUCUUGACAAGCUUUUAUUAUGCCUCAAAAUAUCUGAUAAACAAACUGAAUGGAUAGAAAACUGCCAAAGACAAUUUUGCAAAAUGAUGAAAGCCAAACCUGAUAUAAUCAGUGGAGAGGCCUUAGUAGAAUUACUUGAAAAAUUUGUGCUUCAUCUCACUGAAAGCCCAUCUGAAUGCUGCUUCCCUUCAGUGGAGUAUACAGCUACUGAUGCAAAUGUGAAGAAGGAAAGUCUUUCAUCUGUGCAGCAGCUUGGCAUUAAAAUGACUGUCAGGUAUGGCAAAUUCCUCAAUCUCUUAAAAGAUGGUGCAGAAAAUGAUCUUACCUUAGUUUUAAAGCAUUGUGAGAGAUUCCUGAAACAGCAGCAAACUUCCAUAAAAUCUUCUCUUCUCUGCCUGCAAGGGAAUUAUGCUGGCCAUGACUGGUUUGUAUCUUCCCUGUUCAUGAUAAUGUUGGGAGACAAAGAAAAAACAUUCCAAUUUCUUCGUCAAUUCUCCAGGCUUCUGACUUCUGCUUUUCUUUGGUUGCCAAGGCUACAUAUUUCUAGUUACCUACCUAAUGACACUGUAGAAUCUGGCAUCCAUCCAGUAUAUUUUUGCAGCACCCAUUAUAUUGAAAUGCUACUGAAGACUGAGUUGCCUCUUGUGUUUUCAGCUUUUCACAUGUCUGGUUUUGCACCAUCACAGAUUUGCCUGCAAUGGAUAACCCAGUGUUUUUGGAAUUAUUUAAAUUGGAUAGAAAUCUGCCAUUAUAUUGCUACUUGUGUUUUCCUUGGUCCUGAUUAUCAAGUGUAUAUAUGUAUAGCUAUAUUCAAACAUUUACAGCAAGACAUUCUACAGCACACUCAGACUCAAGAUCUGCAAGUUUUCCUAAAAGAAGAAGCACUGCAUGGUUUUCGAGUGAGUGAUUAUUUUGAAUACAUGGAAAUUUUGGAACAAAACUACCGAACAGUGCUGCUGAGAGACAUGCGGAACAUUAGACUGCAGAGCACAUAGAUCAUGAGACACACAGUUUAAAUUCAGGUUUUAUUUAUUUUUAAAGGCAGCAGGGGGGCUUGAUGGUUUUCUGUGUCUGUAACAACAUUUAACUUGCGAAUAUACGUAUUAUAAAUACUGAGAAGUAUAACGAUAUAUUUAAGUAGGUAUGAGCUCAAUUUGUGAAUUCAUUUUUGUAAAUUUGUUGUUUCGUAAGGUUAUUAUAGAAUCAGAUCUAGCUUACUUAUAGUUCUUAUUCAUGUUUAAGAGUUAGUCCUGGCCGGGCGCGGCGGCUCAUGCCUGUAAUCCCAGCACUUUGGGAGUCUGAGGUGGGCAGAUCACAAGGUCAAGAGAUCGAGACAAUCCUGGCCAACAUGGUGAAACCUUGUCUCUGCUAACAAUACUGAAAUUAGCUGGGUGCACUGGUGUGCCUGUAGUCCCUCCUACUUGGGAGGCUGAGGCAGGAGAAUCGCUUGAACCUGGGAGGCGGAGGUUGCAGUGAGCUGAGAUCGUGCCACUGUACUCCAGCCUGGCCACAGAGUGAGACUCUGUCUCAAAACAAAACAAAAAAAAGGUUAGUCCCAACUUACAUCUCCUUUAUUAAGAUGAUUAAAAUAUUUUUUCCAGUGAGUUUGGAAAGGAGAAGUAAUAGUGUAAAUAAUAUUUUGACUAGCUGCAGAAAGCCCAUAAGACAAGGAAAAGACAAUAUUUCUUCCAUUCUUUAUGUCUGUACAUAUAAAGGAAAAUGGAUAAAACCACAACUGCUUCUUUUACAUGUGGAAUAACAAUGAUAUUAUUUACCAUGGCAAGUGGUAGAAAAACUGUUGUCCUUGGACAUAAUUGUUUUUUAGGAGUUGCUUUUGAUACCUAUAUCAAUUUAUAAUUCUUUGUUUGAAAUGAAGUCUUUACAUGGUUCAUUGAAGAGACAGAUUGGUUAUUUCAUACUGAUAAGCAUUCUGCUCUUAUUUGUUAUGCAUUUUCCUUAGUGAUAUAUUUUACUUGUACUGAACUUGAAAAUAUAAAGGGGAAUACAUUUCUAAAUUAUUUUAAAUGGCUAACACUAUGAUUUGUUUUAUUUAAAUAGAUGUCUCUGCACCAGUAAGAUUAAUACAAUAUGUGAAUGUCUAUUUUUUAUAUCUUAACUCACAAUGAAUAUAUGAAAGAUAAUACAUGAAUAUAUUACAUUAUUCAUUUUUAGUCAUGAGUUUAUUUCAAUAAGUUUUUCUAAUUGUAGAUACUGUUUUUUAUUCUUUCCUUGUAUCUAAAUAUAAAUCAACCAUUAAAAUCAUUCUAACUCUAACCCUGCUUUUUUUUUCCUUUUCAACUAAAAGUGGAUCAUUCACAAACAGUUUUUCAUUUAGCAUGAUCAAAUAACUGGUACUAUACAGUUUUCAAUUUAGUAAUAUUUAGGCUAUUGCAAUAUCAGCCUUCCAAAAUCAAGUUUUAUGCUGUAAAUGCCAACAAUAGCUUCUCAGUAAUAGUGUUCCUAAAGGGCAUUGUAAAGUUGAGAAAAGUAAUUUGAGCAAGUUAAUUUGACAUAUUGUGCACUUUCACUUCAGCCGAUGUGAGUUAAAAGAGACUCAUAGAUGGCUCAAAAUACUAAGCUUUGUCUACUUUCAAACUUAAUUUUGAAAAUCUGUUCCAUGGAAGCUGUAAUACAUGUUUAUGGUUCCAUUUCUUCCCAUUCCCCUUCCUGAGUUAUUGUUAUGGGUCCUAAGAAUCGUGCAGCUUUAUUUCUUUUUAUAAUUGCGUACACGGUAGUUGGAAAUACAAAUGGAGAAGAAUGAACUGUAAUUUAAUUUUAUAAUGUCCAUUGGUGAUUUUCAUUGGAAACUGAGGUAAGAUCUAGAUUCUAACAAUUACAUUUUUGAGAAAAAAAAUAACUUCAGCUGGAGCUAGAAGGCUCUAGUGACAUAUAAGUAUCUUAUGAACAAUGACUUAGCAAUUUGGUGAAAGAAAGUUUAAAAUAUGGUAGGUAGUGUAGCUAUCAUUAUGAGUUAUUUCUAUACUUACUUUUAGAGUACGCUUUAGAACAAUCAUACCCUGUCAUGCCCCUUGGUUUUAUUUUUAAUUAUUUAAAAUGUAAGUCCUUAGACUUUAUUUCUAAUUUGUGGAGGGGUAACUCAUACAUUUGAUAGGAUUCAAUUACAAUAAAAUAUGUUAUGGUAUAAUGUAAAAAGGUUUAUGAAAAAUUCAUAUAUAAAAAUAUUUGAAUAUCUGCUUUCAAAAUUUCGUAUUUGUAGUUCUAUCUCCUCAUAAUACUCUCCUAAAGUAUCAUUGGAGGUAAAAUAAGCCUCAGAAAUUUAUCUGAACUUUCACACAAGAUUCCACAUGAAUUUGUGAUUGGUAAAUAAUGAUGUGCUCUCAUUGGAAUUUACAAUUUUCAGAUGUUAAAUUUUGUUGUUUAUUCAUUAAGCAGAUAUGUUUUAAGGGUUACACAUAUAAUGAAAUUUUUUAAAUAUUCAAGAUAGCACAGUAAAUGAUAUACAGCAUCUCAAAGAGUUCACAGUCAGCAUGGGGAGGUGAAUAAUUUUAAAACCAUGGAAAAAUAGUGAUACAGAUGACAAAUGUGAAUUGACCUCCGGAUGUGAUGACCUUGACCUUGAUAAGAGUAGUUUUGAUUAAGUAAGUGAGGGCAAAAGUUUUGAUUGGAUUCGGUUUAAAUGACGCUGAGAGGAAAGAUUUUAGAAACUGCUCUUUCUAGGAAUAUUGCUGUAAUGGGUGGAAUAGGAAUGGCAGCUAAUGCAGACUGGGACUAAAAGAUGCUUUUUGUUUGUUUUUGUGAGUGUGUUUUGUUUUUGAAAUGCGAAAUGGAAACAUAUUUAUAUUUGGAUGGAAAUGAUGCAGUAGAGAAGGAAAAAUUGAUGGUAGAGAGGAAGAGCUGGAGUAAAUGUCAUGAAUAGAUGUAAGGGGAAUAGGAUAUAGUGAAUAAGUAGUGGAAUUAGCCUUUCCUAGAGCAUGGACACUGCAUUUAAAGUAACAGAGGGGGAAACAGAAUAAAUGGGCACAGACAUAGAGUAGGCAUUUGUGGAUUUGUUUUCUCAGUGAUGUGGGAAACAAGGUCAUCUACUAAAAAUUAGAAUAGUAAAAGCUUUGGUAGUUUUCAGGAGAUAAGAGUAUGUGAAAUAAUUGUCAAAGAGUGAAUGGAAUAGGAAAACAAGUGUUAUUGUGAUUUACUGGUCAUGAGAUGAGUUAGCAAAGUUUUAUGUUUUUCUCCAGCUACCUUACACUGUGCCUGUGUUGGCAAGGAGUAAGUGGUGAGUUGGGUUUAACCAGGGUUUUGCUUUAGCCAAGAGAAUACAGUAAGCAAGGAAGGGCACAAGGGAGUUGAUGUUAUUUGCAAGUUAAUUUUUAUAAUAUUGUGACUGUGGUGUUUAAGCUGGAUGAAAAGGGAAGUGGAGACAAGAGGGUGGAUAUGUAUGGUACAGUGAAAAGCUGAUAGGAUCAAUUGAUUGUAGGUUCUUAUGUAUUGAAAGAUUAUUUGAUUUGAAAUCCUCCAGAGAGGAAGGUGAAAUGAUUAGACCUCACAAUUGUUAAGUAAAAUGCUUAAAAUUGAGAUUUUAGAAGGGGUUGACCAUGAGAAUGAACAACUAGAGGAAAGAAGAGAGAUGAGAUUAUGUGAAUAAAGGAAGUCAAGGAGCUGAGGUUUUGGUUUUGGAGGAAUUGUCUUUUUGGAUACUGGAGUUACCAAAAUUGUGACAAGGAAUUAUUUUGAAUAGCUUGAAAAUAAGCCAAAAGCUAAAAUCUUCAAGGAUUGGUCUAGAAAGAAAAAAAUGACAAGAGGACAUCUGAGAUGCAAAAAUAAAUGGAAACCAAAGACAAUGGUACAUAAUCAUUCUUUUAAUGUAGUAUGUAAUUUGUUAAUAAAACAUACCUAAUUUCUUUAAAGCCUUUGAUUAGUCUGGCAUUUCUUACACAUAAAGUAUAAGCCACAAAAGAAAAAUUGUUACAUUUUAUGUACUUCUUUAAAAUAAAAAAGCCCUCAAAAUAUACUCUCAAAUAAAUGAAAAAAGCUGUAAGAGAAUAGAUUUGCAGAACAUAGCUAGUAGAGAACCUUGUAUUCAGAAUAUAUGAAAUUUCUAACCACUCAACAGCAAGAGAAUGAACAAAAAACAAAAUAGAAAAUUUCUGAACAGACACUUCACCAAAGAAAAUAUACACAAAUUGACAAGUACACAAGAAGAAACUUAUCACCAUUAGUUUUAGAGAAAUGCAAAUUAAAUCCACAAGGAGAUAACCACUACACACUCACUAAAAUGUCUAAAACUAAAAUACAUAAAACAAAACAAAAACCUAAUUUCAAUGGCUGGCAAGAGGUGGAGCAAUUGGAAUACAUGGUCUCUUAUA